Messenger RNA from Pocillopora meandrina, 456 nucleotides. The record is from the annotation of a GenBank genome assembly. NCBI's taxonomy places the organism in Eukaryota, Metazoa, Cnidaria, Anthozoa, Scleractinia, Pocilloporidae.
AUGUCUUCCUCAUAUCCUUUGUUGGACUACACGAAAGCUGAGAUGUAUGCAGCAGCGGCACUAUGCGUUGGCAAUCUUGGAAAAUCUUCUUUCUGCUACGCCAAAAUCAUUUGGAAGAUUCGUCAACAUCAGCGACGCGUGCAAACAAAUGGGGGAGUUAAUAAUCACGGAACUCUUUGUACAGACAGCAUGACUUUGAAUAAUGAACGGUACAAGAAAACAAUUUCUAGUGUGCUUUGGAUUCAGUUGACACUGACUAUUUGCUACCUGCCGUUCAUCGUAACUAUUGGCUUAGUUUCCUACAAAGGGUUUACAUCGGCGCUCGUCACCGCGUGGGGAAUAGCAGUAACUUUGGUGUUUUUUAAUUCAUCUUUAAACCCCUUUCUUUACUGUUGGAAGAUUAAGGAGAUAAGAGUAGCAGUUAAAGGCAUAGUAAGUCGGUUAUUUCCCUUUUAA